Messenger RNA from Paramuricea clavata, 447 nucleotides. The record is from the annotation of a GenBank genome assembly. NCBI's taxonomy places the organism in Eukaryota, Metazoa, Cnidaria, Anthozoa, Malacalcyonacea, Plexauridae.
AUGUACCUAAAUGGGCAAAGGCAAUUUAGAUGGGAUACAAAGAAAAGAAUUGAGAAGUUACAGUAUGUGGUCAAGUCAUAUGAGGAAGGGUUUCUUCCAAAAGAGAAUAUAUCUGUUGGGAAAUACAAAACAAUGCCAGAUAAUCCAUCAUUAAGGGAUCUUAGUUUUGCUAACAGGGUAGAUAGUCACAUUAAAGCUACAAGGAAAGCUGCUGAGAGGCUUCUGGAGCAACUGCAAAACAGGAAAGUCGAGCUUUUUGACAGCCACAUGGAGCUGGAGAAGUGGGCAGAAAAUGAAAAUAAAGUUGUAAGCCAAUUCAUUGAAGAAGUAUCUGAGUUGAAGUUCAAAGUAACCAUGAUUGGGGACGAUGUUGCAAAUACAGCUAAACAGCUCAACAAACGACAUUCUAGUGCAGAUCUCUCUAAUUUUGAAUCAAAAAGGAAAUGA